Molecule: messenger RNA, 3795 nt
Organism: Oncorhynchus gorbuscha (pink salmon)
Lineage: Eukaryota; Metazoa; Chordata; Actinopteri; Salmoniformes; Salmonidae
Product: serine/threonine-protein kinase H1 homolog
Exons: 3
Coding region: 510-1784 (424 amino acids)
Biological process (GO): protein phosphorylation
Molecular function (GO): protein kinase activity; ATP binding
Source: RefSeq, a predicted model, not a curated record
CUUACAAAGAAGUUUACAGGGGAAAAAGGUGGUCCCACAAAAAAAAGUUUUAUGAAGCAAACUACCGAGCACUUCAAUCUGCUGUUUUGCCACCGCCUUUACCCGCGAAAUAAAGCCAUAAACUUGUUUCAAUUUACUCCGAAUGUUAUCAGAGACAGACGAUUGAGUAGUAUGCUAUGUUUAUUAUCAACUGGAUUCAACUUUGAAAAAUCCGAACCAAAAAAAUGGAGAGAACAGCUGAGUCCUGUUGUGGAGUCUUGCUGUCGUGUGUAGCUAGCUAGCUAACUUGGAUAUAGCUACGAAUUUCCCAAUUUUCAUCAGUCCACUUCUGUGUGGAGAAGCUAUUUUCUGAGUGGCCUGCCACACUGAUUGCCAUUGAUAAAGUUGGUUCAGUGGGCCACUGCAGAAUUUUGUCAAGAGCAUUGGCUGUCUGCUGUGUCUUGAUGCUCUUCAGUGCCUGGUUGUUACAUGGGCGAUGAAGAUGUCCUGCUGGUCAGGAUUGUGAUGUGAUGGGGUGCAGGACGAGCAAGGUCCUCCCUGAGCCACCUGGAGAUGUCCAGCUAGACUUGGUCAAAAAGGUGGCGCCUCCUAAGACCGACAUUUACAAACAUUUCAUCCGAGACGACGGCAGUGGGAGUAAAAUGGGAGGGGAGAAAACAGGCUCUCUCUCUCCACAAGCCCAGGCAGCUUUCCCAGCUACCCGGGCAUCCCCGGGUACAGGCCAACCAGAUGCCUCAGACCCAUGCAGAAACAAGGUAGCCAAGUACAGAGCCAAGUUUGACCCACGGGUCACAGCCAAAUAUGACAUUAAGGCCCUGAUAGGUCGCGGUAGCUUCAGCCGGGUGGUGCGAGUGGAGCACAAGAGCACGCGUCAGCCCUAUGCUAUCAAGAUGAUCGAGACGCGCUAUAGAGAGGGACGUGAGGUAUGCGAGUCAGAGCUGUGUGUCCUGCGUCGUGUACGCCACACUAACAUCAUCCAGCUGAUGGAGGUGUUUGAGACAGCUGAGAGAGUGUACAUGGUGAUGGAGCUGGCUACAGGAGGAGAGCUUUUUGACCGUAUCAUCGCCCGUGGCUCUUUCACAGAGCGUGAUGCUACACGUGUCCUACAGAUGGUACUGGACGGGGUCAAGUAUCUACAUACACUUGGCAUCACCCACCGUGACCUCAAGCCUGAGAACCUGCUCUACUAUCACCCUGGGGCGGACUCAAAAAUUAUGAUCACUGACUUUGGGCUGGCCAGCACUCGUAAAAAGGGGGAUGAGUGCUUGAUGAAGACCACUUGUGGGACACCAGAGUACAUUGCCCCAGAGAUCCUGGUACGGAAGCCAUACACUAAUGCUGUAGACAUGUGGGCUCUGGGUGUCAUUUCCUACAUUCUGCUGAGUGGAACCAUGCCCUUUGAGGAUGACAACCGCAUGCGACUCUACCGCCAGAUCCUCAAAGGGAAGUACAGCUUCUCUGGGGAGCCAUGGCCCAGUGUGUCCAACCUGGCGAAGGACUUCAUUGACCGUGUGCUGACAGUGGACCCCAGCGAGAGGUUGACUGCAGGCCAGGCUCUGAAGCACCCCUGGGUCGUCAGCUUGGCUGCUUCAUCCUCCAUGAAGAACCUGCAGCGCUCUAUCUCCCAGAACCUCCUGAAGAGGGCCUCGUCACGCUGCCACAGCACCAAGUCUGCCCAGUCCACACGCUCCAGCCGCUCCACCAAGUCCAACAAGGCUCGCCGUGCUCGGGAGAAAGAGCUGCGUGAGCUCAACCGCCGCUACCAACAACAAUACAAUGGCUGAGUAAUAGUUACAUGGGCUGUAAUUUUGACAAACUCGUAAUGUUGCAGGUCUCAUUGAGACCACAAGCAGGGACUUAUCAGCAGCGGCCUAGAACAGCACUUCAGCUCAGCAAUAACUUCAACAUCCAUCCUAGGCCAUUGUGCCACUGAGGCCGUAAACAAAACAUCCUCAGAUUUCACUAUUUUUCCUAGAUUCCUAUUUCCUCAAGUUUCUUUCCUGUCCUUGUGUGUCUCCUCAUAUUUAUUUAUUGUUGUCAUGAUUAUAUUGUUUCCGUAGAAAUGGUCACUUGAAGCUGUCCAUCUAAACGGAUCUGUUGAACAGAAUUCAAGGUAAUGAAGGUUUAGGAAGGGAUGUUGAAAUGCUUUUCCAACACUGAUUCCUGAUUAUUUGCUGUGAAUUUAUUAUGUUACAAGAACAGUGAGUUACUUGUUUUGGUGGAGAUCUAUAUCUGAUUAUAUCUUGAUUUGGACAAAAAAUACGAUGAUACUUUGUGCUAAAACACAAGUAUGUCAAUGAAGGCCAAAAUAAACAUUGAUUUAUUUAAUUUUGGUUUAGAAGUCGUAUAUCCAAUCUUCUUGUAUCCCGACCAGUUGCUUUCAUGAUUUGCAAAUUAAGUCUCUUCCUUGCCAGGAUUCAGUUUUUACAACCUGUCCAUUCAUGAUUUUUUUUCCCCAAUUCGUUCUGGGAAUCUUUUUUAACUGUGAGCUUGAAAGUCUGAGGGAGGUUGACUGGAAACUAAAUAAGGACGGAUGAUCCAGCGCUUUUGCAUCUGUCGUUGUGAGGAUUGAUUAGGCUGAAACAUUGUCCUGUCUCUGCACUCUCCUGCUCCUGCUUUCUGAGAUGGACAGCAUUGUUGUAAUGAAGUAUACACGUCAAGUGAUGUGUAAUUUAACAAACUGAUGGAGAAUAGAUCAAAUAAAUGUCUAACUGAUGGAGAAUAGUCCAAUGGUUGAAAGCUCAGUAUUCAUUUAAUUUGUUGUAUCAAAUAUUUCUUUCCAAUUUGUUCUGAGUAAUGCAGACAUCUCAUGUUUUACUGUAUUUUUUAUUUUUUAUAAAUAUUUUUAUUGAACAAACUAUGUAGUUUGAUAACAACUAAAUGUGUGCUGUGGUAGAUGCUUUGCCAGUCGUAAAGCCCACAGACGGCUGUUGGGAGGAGAGACCAAUUCAAAUCUGGCCUUUCUGCACUAUUGUCAAGUCUUAAUCAAGAAAAAUGACCAUAAAAUUAUAGGAUUGAAAAUAAAUCUUAUAACUAUUGAUUUGGUCUUUUAAAUGGAACUCUUCAAUGUUUCAGAGAUUUUAUUAUUUUGGGUGUACCUUGUUAUAGCCUGUGAAUGCACUUAUUUAAGUGGUGGUUCAAGGGACUGAUCUCAUUUAACCCACAGUACCAUUUUGAGGGGUCAUCCAAUAGUGUUUUGAGGGGAUUAAACAAAAUACUUAUACCUCUGUUUUUUGUUGACAGGCUUAAUUGUAGGUUUUGUAUAUUAAUUACACAUGCUCUUGUUAGUUAGCUCCUUUUGUAGUUAUCUUUUUGUUCUCCCCAACCAAGACACCCAUAUUAAGCGAUCGGUUUGAUUUUGUCAUAUAGACUAUGUACUUUUGAGCAAUUACCGGUGAGAAGCGCUGGUAUUUUAAAGUUAAUUUUUUAAAGAUACUGGAAAUCCAACAGAGCCGUAUCAGCUUACCUCAAUCUCUCAUUUGGUAAUUCUAUAAUGUUACAUUAUUCUCCAUCUUCACUCAAUCUGUCCUACUGCUGUUAUUGUUUUUUUUUAUUAUUGUUGCACAGUAAUGUGCAGUGGUGUCUUCCCCCCACAUACUUGGCCAACUGCACCCUACCCCUCCCGCCUUUUGUUCUCUGAACAGCCUCAAGUUGUCAUGGCAUGGACUCUAAAAGGUGUUGAAAGCAUUCCACAGGGAUGCUGGCCCAUGGUGACUCCAAUGCUUCCCACAGUUGUGUCAAGUUGGGUGGAUGUACUUUGGGUGGUGGACCAUUCUUGAUACACAAGGGAAACUG